Messenger RNA from Saprolegnia diclina VS20, 606 nucleotides. RefSeq lists its product as hypothetical. The record is from RefSeq and is a predicted model, not a curated record. The transcript has a single exon. Bases 72 to 533 code for a protein of 153 amino acids. NCBI's taxonomy places the organism in Eukaryota, Oomycota, Saprolegniomycetes, Saprolegniales, Saprolegniaceae.
UUGCGGGGUAAACUUCGACGUUUUGGCAAAGUGUGCACAAACAGCAGCAGUGUUCAUUAGAGCGUGUUGCGAUGAAGCUAUUCAGUCUACUGACGAUCGCGACGGUGGUUGCGCAAACGACGGAACCGACGGCGACGACACAGGCACCGAAUUCAACGACGGUUGCACCACGGACACCGGCCCCGCCCGGCACGACGACCGCUGCGCCAUUGACCCCGGCCCCACCGACGAAAACCACCGCUGCACCACUGACACCGGCGCUGCCCGUGACGACGACGCCAACCCCAACGACAGUGACGCCGGCACCUACCAAUGCGACGACACCAAAGCCAACAUAUGCGACCAUCACGGUGACGCCGGUUGUGACCAUCACAGUCACACCGCAGCCAUCGGACGCACCGCUACCGUCACCUUCCAAGCAACUGACGGCGGCCCCGAAGGCGACGACGGCGACACCCUCGGCGGCGGCAGCAAUCUCGGUUUUGACAGUCGCAUCCGUCGUCUCGGUGGCCGUGGUGGCGACCAUUGCUUAAGUCUACGACUCGACAGUAUGCAAGUAAAAGACUCGUGUAUAGAUAUGUCAACGAGGGUUGUGGGUAUUCGGAA